AUGGACGGUCUCCUCAACUUCGCCGCUAGCCAGCUCUCGUCGCACAUGCAGCAGGGCCAGCAGGGCCAGCAGCAGCAGCAGCAGGGCAACAACAACGGCCAGAACUACCAGCAGAACCAGGGCCAGCAGCAGCAGCAGAACUACCAGCAGCAGGACAACAACAACAACGGCAACAACAACUACAACAACAACAACAACAACAACAACAACAACAACUACAACGGCAACGGCAACAACAAUAACAACAACAACAACAACAACAACAACAACCAGCAGCAGCAGAGCGGCGGUUUCCAGGGUGGUGAGCAGCACAACAGCCAGCAGCAGCAGCAGCAGCAGUCGGGCGGUGGUUUCCAGGCCCAGCAGGGCAGCGCUCUCAACUUUUCGUCGCUGCUCGCCGGCGCCAACGCGCAGCACGGUAACGGCGACGCGCUCUCUGGCCUGAUCCAGAACGCCAUGGGCCACAUUGGCAGCAACGUCAACGCCAACUCGUCGGUCAACGAGCAGCAGGUCCAGGAGAACCACGACCAGGCGUACAACCAGGGCAACGCGUCCAACAUGUCCGCGUCGGCCAUGGGCUCGGCCGCGGCCAUCCAGGCCUUCAAGUCGUUUGCGUCGGGCGGCGGCCUCGCGGGUCUCACGGGCGGCAACAGCAACGGCAACGGAAACGCCCAGGGCUCGUCGGGCUCGAUGGUGUCCAAGCUCAUCGGCAUGGCCAUGUCCGAGGCCUCCAAGCUCUUCGACAAGUCCGGCGGCGCCGCCAGCGGCGACAAGCAAGACGCCGUCAGCAGUGCAGGUGCGACCAUGAUGAAGCUCAUGGUCCAGAACCAGAUCUCGGGCGCCCUCUCCGGUGGCAGCAGCAGCGGCGGCGGCCAGGCCAGCCAGCUCCUCGGCCUCGCCUCCAAGUUCCUCAGCUAA
Messenger RNA from Apiotrichum porosum, 918 nucleotides. RefSeq lists its product as uncharacterized. The transcript is spliced from 4 exons. The coding region runs from base 1 to 918 and encodes 305 amino acids. The record is from RefSeq and is a predicted model, not a curated record. NCBI's taxonomy places the organism in Eukaryota, Fungi, Basidiomycota, Tremellomycetes, Trichosporonales, Trichosporonaceae.